UAUUAUUCUAUUUAAACAUCUCUACAAUUCUCUCCAUUUUGUUUGCAAUUGUUCUUACAAUUUUUCUUUUGUAAUUCUAGAAAUGGCUCGGAUAACACAAAUAUGUGGAUCAGUUUCAGUUUUAUUAAUUUUGCUAAGCAUGUCAUUAAGCUGUAUUAAUGCCCAAGAAGUGCCUUGUUAUUUCAUUUUUGGAGAUUCAUUUGCUGCUAAUGGAAAUGAUAAUGGCCUUGAUACUUUUAAAGCUAAUUACACACCUUAUGGAAUUGAUUUCCCCGGCGGUUCAACGGGACGGUUCACCAACGGCAAAACCAUUGUCGAUUUCAUCGGUCAAAAAAUUGGAUUUAAGAAUUAUAUUCCAGCUUUCAAGAAAGUCGGGAAUGGCCCAGAAAUACUCAAAGGUGUAAAUUAUGCAUCUGGUGAAGCAAUCAUACAAUCCGGCAUUGCUGGAAGUGAGGUGACUGCAAUUAGUCUGCAACAUCAAGUACGAAACCAUCAAAAAAUGGUCCGACGCAUUAACAAUAUAUUCCGCAAUGAAAACAAGACCAGAAAUUACCUGACAAAAUGCUUAUAUACCGUUGGAAUUGGCAGUAACGAUUAUCUGUUAGAAUACUACACUCCACAAAUUAACGGAAAGGAGCCGAUCCGAAAAGUACCAUCGGAGACAUAUGCAAAGAACCUCGUCGACGAUCACUUGUCCAAUCGCUUGACUGCAUUGUACAAAGCUGGAGCAAGAAAAGUGGCGUUGUUUGGUCUGGCGCCAUUAGGGUGCAGCCCAGGUGCAAUAAGAAUGUACGGCAAUAAACCAAAUUGCAUUUCGAUGAUCAACACAGAUGUUCAAAUUUUCAAUAGCAAGUUGGCAGAAAUAGUUAAUAAAUUUAACAAAAACUAUAAGAAAGCACAGUUUACAUACAUCAACAUUUAUGACAUCACAUCUGCUAGUGCUUUUCCAGGAUUCAAGAAGAAGGACGUCCCGUGCUGUGAUACAGACUACGAUGGGAUGUGCUUCCCAAAGGCAACAAGAUGCAAAACUCCUCAAGAUUACUUCUUUUGGGAUGGGUAUCGCCCAACUGAGGCUGCUAACAAAGUUCUGGCAAAUGUGGCUUAUAAUGCUUCGGUUCCAUCUCAAGCUCGCCCUUAUAAUAUUAACCAACUCACUGCCUCUUUCGCAGUCGGCAAAAUUAAGAACUGAUUAAUAAACUAGGACGUAGACUGCUCACCAUAAUUUUUGUGUCAAUCCCUCGUAGAAUUAUUAACAUUUUAAUACUAUGUAAUGAUAUUUGAUAUUAUUAUU
This is a messenger RNA of Mercurialis annua (annual mercury), 1291 nucleotides long. RefSeq names its product GDSL esterase/lipase At1g29670-like. The coding region runs from base 83 to 1189 and encodes 368 amino acids. Gene Ontology annotation, molecular function: hydrolase activity, acting on ester bonds. Lineage: Eukaryota; Viridiplantae; Streptophyta; Magnoliopsida; Malpighiales; Euphorbiaceae. The record is from RefSeq and is a predicted model, not a curated record. The transcript has 5 exons.